Molecule: messenger RNA, 944 nt
Organism: Nycticebus coucang (slow loris)
Lineage: Eukaryota; Metazoa; Chordata; Mammalia; Primates; Lorisidae
Gene: BEX1
Product: brain expressed X-linked 1
Exons: 3
Coding region: 325-705 (126 amino acids)
Biological process (GO): signal transduction
Cellular component (GO): cytoplasm; nucleus
Molecular function (GO): signaling receptor binding
Source: RefSeq, a predicted model, not a curated record
ACAGGAGGAGGAGGGUGUCCAGUAUGCAGGCGCUUAGGGGGAGGGGGGGUGGUCCUGUUAACUGGCCGCCAGCCAGAGAGGGUGCUGGGGAGGAGUGCAAGCUCCGCGGUGACGCAUGGUUCUCACGUGACCCGGAGCUGCAGAGCGACGCAUCCUUCAGUUCAGUCUUCACUCGCGUCUGACUACCAGAUUGCCGCUGCACUGAGCUUGGCGGGCUGGCACCAGGCCGGGUGAAAGAGGAGCAGGUCUGAGUGUCACAGCGGCGCACCUUUCUGCAAGAAUCAGAAGGAGGAGGUGGAGACUGCGAGGAUAGGCCCAGGAGUAAUGGAAUCCAAAGAAGAGCAAGCUGUAAAAAAUAUCAGCAUGGAAAAUGCCCAAAAGAAACAUGAAGAAAAGGACCAAGUUGCUAAUAAAGGAGAGGAAGCCUUGGCCCUCCCUUUGGAAGCUGGUGAAUACUGUGUGCCCAAAGGAAAUCGUAGGCGGUUCCGCGCUAGGCAGCCCAUCUUGCAGUACAGAUGGGACAUGAUGCAUAGGCUUGGAGAGCCACAGGCAAGGAUGAGAGAAGAGAAUAUGGAAAGGAUUGGGGAGGAGGUGAGACAGUUGAUGGAAAAGCUGAGCGAAAAGCAGUUGAGUCAUAGUCUUCAGGCAGUUAGCACUGACCCCCCUCACCAUGACCAUCAUGAUGAAUUUUGCCUUAUGCCCUGAAUCCUGUUUUCCCUGAAUAGGGAGACACCUACUUCCUAAACUCACAUGUUAGUGAUGUACCUUUGUUGUGAACCUUUUGAUGUUAUUUGUUGACGUGAGUCUCCUACUACCAACUUCUAAUUAAAUGUUGUGGUUUUUGUUACCCAGGCUGUAAGAUUUUUGUUAGCAGAAGAAUUCUACCUAUUGCGUGGAAAGAUGCUCAUAUAUUGUGAAGUUAAUAAAACAGUUUUAAAAAGCAA